Cinara cedri is the source of this 867-nucleotide messenger RNA. The record is from the annotation of a GenBank genome assembly. NCBI's taxonomy places the organism in Eukaryota, Metazoa, Arthropoda, Insecta, Hemiptera, Aphididae.
AUGUUGGCCGUUUUCCAACCUAUGGGGAUCUGUCCCUUUUUCCAUAUAUUCGCACAAAGGCUUGAAUGGGAAGUGCUACCUGAAAUCUACAGCAGUGAUCACAUCAAAAUUAAAAUUAAAAUAUUACCAAGACAUGUUGAUAAUAUAUACUCUAAUAAAGAAAGAUGGAAUAUAAAAAAUCCUAAUUGGAACUUAUAUACCGACCUACUAGAAGAAGAAAUCAAGAAAAUACUUGACCUCAACAUCAUCGACAUAGAAGAAACUACCCAAACAUUCACAAAUCUUAUAACUGACAUCGCAAAAAAGUCAAUAGGUACAACUAAGCAAACAAAAAAGCCCAGAGUACCAUGGUGGAACAAUAACAUAAAAGAAGUAAUAUCCGACAAAAAUAAAGCACUAAUAAAAUUUAAAAACAGCAAAAAAGAAUCGUGGAACGAAUUCACAUCCACCAUCAACGUAAAAACGAAUCCAUCAGAAGUAUGGAGAAAAAUAAAAUCAUUAAAAGGCUUAACCCGAAAUAACGACAUAUUCAUAAAAACCAACCAGAACACCAUAACUGAUCAAACAGAAGUCGCAGAUAUAUUAGGAAACUUCUUCCACGAAAACUCCAGCGACAAAACAUACAAUAAAAAAUUCAUAAAUGAAAUAAAGAUACCCAAGGAGAACAACCAAACAAAGUCUACCAUUGAUCCAAAUAACCUAGACCAAAUAAACCUUAACCUCAAAAUAUCUAUGGAAGAGUUAGAACAAACUCUUAAAGACUGCAAAAGCAAAAGUCCGGACCCUGAUAAAAUCCCAUAUAGCUUCUUAUUCAACUCUGGCAUAUCAACAAAACAACACCUACUCAACAUUUAUAACCAUAUAUAA